This is a messenger RNA of Melampsora larici-populina 98AG31, 1425 nucleotides long. RefSeq lists its product as uncharacterized. NCBI's taxonomy places the organism in Eukaryota, Fungi, Basidiomycota, Pucciniomycetes, Pucciniales, Melampsoraceae. The record is from RefSeq and is a predicted model, not a curated record. The coding region runs from base 1 to 1425 and encodes 474 amino acids. The transcript is spliced from 4 exons.
AUGUCAAUCAACACUUGUACUUUAUCGCAAAUGCCCUCGCGUCAAAAUCGAUCCAAACAGCCUCAUCGAGCCGUAUGCCUAUGCGAAGCUUACGAGUGCCGUCAUCAAGUAUUCCCAGAUGCCAACGGAGUCAGCCAUUCCGGUGUUGAGGUUUUACCAGCAACACGCGCUGCUCACAAACGUGCUGACCUUCGAAACAAUCUCGUCAAAUCACCACGGACUACGUCUACUUCCAUUCCGGCAUCACCCUUGUCCGCUCAAGACCAACUUCUUUCGGAUUUGCAACGAUUGAAUAUCAUUUCCGAACCUGUUUUAAGUCAAGAUGGUCAACCAUGUAAUUCAACAGAAUCAGAUAUGUCCCACCAGGUGACACAGGACCCUCACUUGGAAGGCAAUUCUAGCCAAGCUGUCCAAAUAGAGUCACCAGACCUUCCUACGCCAAACGUACCUUCUGCGGAUUCCGAAUCUACGUCUACUAAAACAUGUUCACAGGCAGAGUUGGCGAGAAUUUCAGGACAGAAAGUCCUUGAUUGUGGUAUGUUCCAUAAUUAUGAUUUCCUUUCAUCAUUUCGCCUUCAAGAGAUUAGUGUGAUUGAUGAACCUUCUUCCACUAUGAUUUUUGAAUCAAUUCCAGACGGUCUCUACUCUUUUCAAUUGAAAUCUAUCAAUCCACUUGUUCUUCACGUCGCUUUGACCGCUUCGAUUCUCGAUAUCAUUGGACACUCCUCAAACUUGAUAACCAAAUGGAUUCUUGAUGUUCAAAGUAUUACAAUCGAGCUUUCAACAACCUAUGGAAUAUUACCUACCAAGUCCCCGCAUCAUCAACUUCUUCCUGCCGAGGUUGAAACCCUUAAACGUAUACCGAGCUCAGUCUCCACGGCCUUUGGAUGGUUGGAGCUAGACCCAGCUCUUACAUUCAUGAAUUGCUGCAGCUCUUGUUUUGCAAUGUACCCCAAAGCUUCUGCACCAUCACGACGUCAUCAUUGUAUUGCAAACAUUCCUGGCGGUCCUUCUGAUUCAUAUGAUCCAAGCAACAGUACAUCUGAUGCAGAAGAUGCCGAGCUGAAUUCUUCAGAGACAAUCUGUGGCGAACCUCUUGUGAAAUAUGUUCGCGCUUCAUGGCAUGUCAGGCGUUUCUGGGCAAUGAAGGACCUCGAAAAUGACGAGGAACAAUUGCCACCCAUCAGUACGGUUGAACUACUCAGUCUUAAUUCCAAGGGUACUGAGUGUUUUGGACAAGUAUUUUCAAUCUUUUCCCAUUGUCGAACUCCAGUUGCAUCCCAGAAUACCACAAAUACGUGGUUAUGCGUACAAUGUUUCCCACCUGUACCGAGCAAACUUCCUAAUCCCUUCAAUACUGCUGAUGUUGCAAAAAAGAUUCGGACACGAGAAGAUAAGCCUGCAGAGACUUCAUCUCGGAAAUGA